Messenger RNA from Triticum turgidum subsp. durum (durum wheat), 771 nucleotides. The record is from the annotation of a GenBank genome assembly. Lineage: Eukaryota; Viridiplantae; Streptophyta; Magnoliopsida; Poales; Poaceae.
AUGCGCCACGUGCUGCCGGCUGGCCGCGCCGUCGUCUCGCGCGGGGCGCGGGCGGCGGCGAUGGGGUCGUCGGCGGGGGCCGGGGCGGGGGACCCGGGCGGGAACCCGACGGUGGGGAGGCUGCGGGAGAUCUUCCGGGGCGGCGGCGACGCGGCAGGUGAGCUCGCUCAUGGCUGGGAGAAGUCCUGGGAGACUGGCGUAACCCCGUGGGAUCUGGGGAAGCCGACGCCUAUCAUCGAGCAUCUCGUUAAAUCAGGAACUCUCCCUAAAGGAAGAGCGUUGGUCCCGGGAUGCGGCAUGGGUUAUGAUGUGGUUGCUCUGGCAAGCCCCGAGAGAUUUGUCGUUGGCUUAGAGAUUUCUAAUAUAGCUGCUGAGAAGGCUAAGCAGUGGUCAUCAUCUUUGCCAAAUGCAGAUUGGUUUUCUUUUCUGGUUGCUGAUUUCUUCAAGUGGAGACCAAGUGAACCAUUUGACCUCAUUUUCGAUUAUACGUUCUUUUGUGCACUUGAUCCGAGCAUGAGGGGUGCUUGGGCAGAGACAGUUAGUCGCCUUCUGAAACCAGAUGGAGAGCUUAUCACCUUGAUAUAUUUGAUCAGCGAUCAAGAAGGGGGGCCGCCCUACAAUAAUACAGUUGCUGACUAUCAGAAUGUGCUGGAGCCGCUGGGUUUCAAGGCUGUUUGGAUGGAAGACAACGAGCUGGCUAUUAAACCGCGCAAGGGUUUCGAGAAACUUGGAAGGUGGAAGAGAUGCGGCAGGCGGCAAUCUUCUUUGUGA